CCGCCUGCGAGCUACUCCCCCACCCUUGUCCUCCUCUCCUCCGUCAUCAGCAUCCACCUCUCUCUCAUUCCGGUCCGGUUUUCCUCCGUCUCUCGGAGAAUGUCUCCUUUUUCGUUUCAAGAAGCAUCACUUUGGAUUAGCUCAGCAGUUUUCUGAUGCGCUGUGCUGGCGUGCAGUGCUAUAGCUGGAGGAGGAGUCAUUGUCUCAUCAGCCUUUCUUCCUGCCAAACGAGGAUGCUGAUCUGCCACUGAAACCGAGGUUUCCCAGAGCUACGUAGAACAUGUCCACCAUGGUGUACCCACGGGAAGAGAAGCUGGAGAAGCUCUCUCAGGAGGAGAUCAUCUCCAACACCAAGCUGGUGAUCCAGGGUCUGGAGGCUCUGAAGAACGAGCACAACUCCAUCCUCCACAGCCUCCUGGAGACCAUCAAGUGCCUGAAGAAGGAUGAAGAGGCCAACCUGGUGCACGAGAAGUCCAACCUGCUCCGCAAGUCGGUGGAGAUGAUCGAGCUGGGCCUGGGGGAAGCUCAGGUGAUGAUGGCCCUGUCCAACCACCUGAACGCCGUGGAGUCAGAGAAGCAGAAGCUGCGUGCUCAGGUGAGGAGGCUCUGCCAGGAGAACCAGUGGCUGCGGGACGAGCUGGCCAACACCCAGCAGAAGCUGCAGAAGAGCGAGCAGAGCGUGGCCCAGCUGGAGGAGGAGAAGAAGCACCUGGAGUUCAUGAACCAGCUCAAGAAGUAUGAUGAGGACGUCUCACCCACUCAGGAGGAGAAGGACCGAGAGACACCGAAGGACUCGCUGGACGACCUCUUCCCCAACGACGAGGAGGAGCACGGCCAAGGAAUGCAGCACCAACACAACAGCGCCGCCGUGGCUGCAGCCCAGCAGGGAGGCUACGAGAUCCCCGCCCGCCUGAGAACCCUGCACAACCUGGUGAUCCAGUACGCCUCCCAGGGCCGGUACGAGGUGGCCGUCCCGCUCUGCAAGCAGGCUCUGGAGGACCUGGAGAAGACCUCUGGACACGACCACCCCGACGUGGCCACCAUGCUCAACAUCCUGGCUUUGGUCUACAGGGAUCAGAACAAGUACAAAGAGGCCGCCCAUCUGCUCAACGACGCUCUGUCCAUCCGGGAGAAAACACUCGGCAAGGACCAUCCCGCUGUUGCUGCAACGCUGAACAAUCUGGCCGUUCUGUAUGGCAAGAGGGGGAAGUACAAGGAGGCCGAGCCGCUCUGCAAGAGAGCUCUGGAGAUCAGAGAAAAGGUGCUGGGGAAGGACCAUCCAGAUGUGGCAAAACAGCUGAACAACCUGGCUCUGCUGUGUCAGAACCAGGGCAAGUACGAUGAGGUGGAGUACUACUACUGCCGGGCGCUGGAGAUCUACGAGUGCAGGCUGGGCCCUGAUGAUCCCAACGUGGCCAAAACCAAGAACAACCUGGCGUCCUGCUUCCUCAAACAGGGAAAAUACAAGGAGGCUGAGAUCCUGUACAAAGAGAUUCUGACUCGUGCUCAUGAGAAGGAGUUUGGAUCUGUGGAUGCUGAAAACAAACCCAUCUGGAUGCACGCGGAGGAGAGAGAGGAGAGCAAGGGCAAGCACAGAGACAACACCCCGUACGGAGAGUACGGAGGCUGGUACAAGGCCUGCAAAGUCAACAGCCCGACAGUGAACACCACCCUGAGGAACCUGGGGGCGCUGUACCGCCGACAGGGCAAGCUGGAGGCGGCUGAGACCCUGGAAGAGUGCGCCAUCAGGUCCCGCAAGCAGGGCAUCGACCCCAUCCACGGGACGCGUGUGGUGGAGAUCCUGAAGGACACGGAGGGGGACAGGCGGAGGAGCAGGGACAGCCUGUCCAGCGUUAAGUACGAGAGCGGCUCUGAGACCGGCGAGGAAGUGAGUAUGGGCGUGGAGUGGAACGGGGCCUAAAGCCAUCAAGAUUAUUCCUCCAUCCUUCUCUCCUUCCCUCAACACAAUAGCAAAAGGAUGUGUGUCUCUGUCCCGUCCCAACCAAACCAACAGCCCCUCUGCUGCUCCAUGGUGCCCCCCCUCCUCCUCUCUCUCUCCGGCAGAGACUCAGAGAGCGCCCCCUGCUGGCUGUCUCCUCUGUCCCCUGUUCGUCUGACAGCUGCUGGGACGUUUGGUCUUCUCUCCUCCGCUCUGAUUCUGUCCUCUCAUUAACCCCUCGUGUCAUACAGAAAACUCUCACAUAACAUAAUAAAUAAAAAUCAUCAUGUGUGAAAUCUUCCCGCUCUGAGGAAGUCACAGCUGCACACCUUUCCUCUUUCAAACACCCACUGGUCACUUUUACGAGGUGCACUGUAGAUUUAUGUGGAUUGAUAGAAGAGCAGGAAGGAGGCGAAACAGAAGGCUCCGAGUCGUCUUUAACUUCAACACGGUCAGAUAAAACAAUCACGUUAAAGUAGGGCCGGGCGAUACAGCAAAAAGAAUCCCAUAAUAUCAACAUUUAUCACGAUAUACAACAUAACAUAUAUAUAUAACGAUAAUGCUGCUAGUUUGAGGAAUGUCCUGAUUAUAACAGAUAGCAGACAAGACAUUUAGUGAAAGUUUAACAUAUCCUGAAGAUGCUAAUCACAGGUUUUUAAAGCUCUGUUGUUCCCUUUGUCCCAAGUGAAGACGAUAAAGCCAAGAACAAACUCUAACCAGAGCAGCUUCAUGUUAAACAUCAGACUCAGAGCUGCUGACGCGAGCUGAGUUUGGAGUCUCAGAGUUCAGUUUUUUUAAUUAGGACUCCUCCAGGGUUUACCUUUCACCAGGAGGCGAAUCAUCCGCAGAGACCUCCCCCUCGUUAAAAUAAACAGACCCCUUUAUUGAAACCGAUUAAAGCGUUAAAUAAAGGAGUUCAGUGUCUCCUGAAGCUUCUCAGGACGUCAGGAGGGGCUGCAAGCUGAGCUGCAGGUUCUGUUAACUCUCUUUCUGAUACGUUAUGAUUCCGAGUGUUUACCGUUCAUAAGGUUUUAAACUGCAACGGGAUUAUUCCCAGAGGUCUCCAGAGGUCGUCUCCUCUCCCUAAACUCGACGAGUUGAUGAUAAAAACCUGUAAAAACACUCGAUAAGAAGCGUCAGAAAUCAGCGAUUCUUCAAAGCGGUUUGUUGCAGCUCUGCAGGGUCGUCUCUUCAAGAGGCCAUAAACGUCAUAUAACGACCUCUUUAUGUUUGGACAACAACAAACAAUAUUCUCUCUAAAGGUUCUGACACACCAAGCAGAUCGUUAGACCGAUGCUGAGCGAUUGUCGCCCUGGUUUUUGUGGUGUGUCCGGCUCCAUCGACACUUAUAACAUGUUGAAUCAGGUCUGAGAGGAAUCUCUCUGAUUGGCUGUUGGGAGGUUUCAUUUCUCUCCAGCUCUCGACACAGGUUCAGGUUCCAUUAGUAGACUACCUAUAAUACGAGUGGUGAGCGACAGCGGUGUGAAAAUGGUCUUCUCGUAUCACAACAACGGACUACCGCCCCCUGCUGGCAUGGAGAGUUAUUUCCUCUCACACCAGCAGAGCGUACGUGGUGGUUGGCCGUCGUUGGCUUCUCACACUGUAAACAUGUUCAUCUUAACUUUAUAUCAGGAGUUUUUUAUCGCCCGGCCCGACUUCAGUAUCUAUAUUUAUUAAAAAGAAUAAUUUAUUUGCACACUUGCUCUGCGUCGCUCUUGUUCUGAAAGUCGACCCUGCUGCUCGCUUCCAUCACGACGCCUGUGUUUAGCCUUUAACGUAUCGUUUUCUUUUCUUUUUUUAAAUCCUCUUUCCGUUGCCAACGUGUUCGCUUAAGAGGUCAGAUGCCUUCGCCGUGUGGACAUUAAUGGUACUGCAGAGCUUCACGUGUUUAUCAUAACAUUUCUUUUCUUUCUUUUUUUAACUUGUUGGCAGGAGCGAGAAGGGAGUUUUGUUGUUUUUAUAGAUCAAGAUAAUUUUUUUGUAUCGUUGUGUUUACAUUUUUUUUAACAUUUCUGAUGAUUUCCUGGCUGAAUAUUAAGGCGGUAGCUCGUUAAAAACGCUAACUUCCUGUUGUUAAAGACCAGAAGGGCCGACGUCAGCUCACCGCAGCUGGUCGCAUCACAAGGAGCUCUUGUCGCCAUGGUAACGUCUUUCAAUUUGCUCUUCCUGACUCCGUGUCUUUGGGUUGAUGGAGGAUUCACGCAGACGUUCAGAAGCUUUUUUUAAAAAGGGAAAUAAGCAACAUUCACAGAGACGCAGCGGAGCGUUCAGCGCGGAGACGCCCUGAGAGGUCGAUUCAUAAUCACACAUUUAAAUUCAGUCAUCUUUUAUCUGUCAGUGUAGGAGUAAAGCUGGUGUUAUUAUGACCUGAAGCGUUGAUUUCACUGUCGUGCUCGUGUGUUGUUGGUGUAGUUCGGUGGUAACGCCGCCUCUCUGGAUUCUGUGUUUUUGAACGCAGCGCUUCGUCCUCUCACAGCUGCUCGUUUGCAGGUGAACGUCUCUCGUGGCGAGUGUCUCCUCCGGAUCAAACGUGUCAUUUCUUGCUGAAUGUAAACGACUGUAACAUCUCGGAGGUGUAACUGUACGGCUGUGUUUGUAGAUUUUGAAAACGUGCAUUCACUCUGCGGCUUCUCGGUAUGCUACCUGCCUUUCUUCUUCAUUCCUCCGACGAGUACUCCUUUACUGCGAAUGCAACCCCGAACAAAAGAGCUGAAUAUGUACAUCACAUACUUAUGAGCGUAUCGUUGUGUUAGUGGAAUGCUUAUUUAUUGAACUGUCUCUUCUUCCUGACAUAUAUGGUGUGAUUCAGUUCAUCCAUGGUGAGGUCUAUAAGCACUAUCUUAGUAAGUAGGACUGCGUUAUUAUAUUUACCAUUCUGCAUUGUGAAGAUGAUUGCAUCAACACUUGUUGCUCUUCUCAAAUAAAGUUUUUCAUUUGUGA
Messenger RNA from Labrus mixtus (cuckoo wrasse), 4879 nucleotides. RefSeq names its product kinesin light chain 1b (gene klc1b). Gene Ontology annotation, cellular component: kinesin complex; membrane-bounded organelle; cytoplasm. The record is from RefSeq and is a predicted model, not a curated record. Gene Ontology annotation, molecular function: kinesin binding. The transcript is spliced from 14 exons. Lineage: Eukaryota; Metazoa; Chordata; Actinopteri; Labriformes; Labridae. Bases 281 to 1921 code for a protein of 546 amino acids. Gene Ontology annotation, biological process: microtubule-based movement.